AUUAUUCGCGGGAACAAAUUGUUCUGGAGAAGUGGUGGUGUUAUUGGAAUACUUUACGGUUCUGGACUGAUGCUGCAAUGGAUCCGUCGGAGGUGGAGUUUCUUUCCGAAAAGGAGAUGGUGACGAUAAUACCAAACUUUAGUCUGGACAAAAUUUACUUGAUCGGGGGGGACCUUGGUCCUUUCAACCCGGGCUUGCCCGUGGACGUGCCGGUGUGGCUGGCUCUGAAUCUGAAGCAGAGACAGAAAUGCAGAGUCGUGCCCCCGGACUGGAUGGAUGUCGCAAAGCUGGAGCAAAUCAGAGACCAGGAGCGGAAGGAGGAGACGUUCGCCCCGAUACCGAGCCCUUACUACAUGGAGCUCACCAAGCUGCUGCUUAAUCAUGCGUCUGACAACAUCCCCAAAGCGGACGAGAUCAGGACCCUGGUGAAGGACAUCUGGGACACGCGGGUGGCCAAACUGCGCCUGUCUGCAGACAGCUUCAUCAGCCUGCAGGAGGCUCACGCCAAGCUCGAUAACCUAACCCUGAUGGAGAUCAACACGACCCGGACGUUCCUGCUCGACUCUCUGAACUGCAUGUACAAACUGCGAACCAACAUGCAGCCUGGGGCAGACUCCGGCAAGGCCCAGGACUACUGACCGCAGCAUGCAUCCCAUAAUUAACAUGGGCACAUGUCCCCGGGACAACGUAUCCGCAAGCCUCAUCAGCUCAGCUAAAACUCGGGCACCGAUUGUUGGGAAGGACAUUAAUCCAGCUCUACACAUUGCAUUUGGACUGGCAGCCAUUUUGCGAGGGCAUCUGGCAGUGACUUGGACCCGACCUCGAGUGCGUGUGGUUCUGAAGCAGUUCGGGAAGAUGGCUGAACGCACCUGGAGCUCCUUCCAUUCGCUUAAUUUUCUCCGCUCUUUUCCCUUUUCCUCGCUCCUCACCUGGAAAUCGAUCCAAGGUCCGCCAUCUUCAAGGACAUUCCAAUCCCGUAAAAAUGCUCCUUCUAGGAGCUAGAAUUAGACGCUGGGAACUCUCGACCUUUCCUUUGAGCAAGAAAACAUUAGCGCAUCCUUUGCGGACGUUUUCUUUUGGAAAGCCUGAACGUCGAAAUGGUCGACCUGUCCCCGUCUGCUACGCGUCUUCCACGUCUGUAACUGGCGUGACUCUGAACUGACGUUUGAAGGAGCAAGGGCAUUCCAUUUGCCCAAUUUGUGUUCUCUAGAUUUCCCCGUCUUUACUUUUCCUUUUAUCUUUUCCUCGCCUCUCCCAAUGGGUGGAGCUUGGGGCAAGAAAAGGAGAAAAGGAGGAGGAGGAGAAGGAGGAAAAGGGAUUGGAACGAGCCCCCGUGGCUCUCUGAGGUGGUGCGGCCUGUGUGCACCGGGUAAUGAUCACGCAGCACGUGCAGGACUGUGUACACGGCUUUGGGUAAAAUGGUUUUAGAUGCAUGGCAAGAUUGUAAGGGCAAUAAACAGUUGUGUAAACGUUUAAACAUAACACAAGGUAAUGGCGAACAGGCCAUUCAGCCCAGCAAUGCUCGCCGCCUUUUCCUACCCCGAAGUGUACCUGCUGCCUGAUAUUUUUAGUUUGGUUGAUCAAGAGUUUAAGCUUAAAUUGCGAGCAGUGAAUACCCAGUACUCUGUCUGUCUUAUUUCUGAAUACAGUUGAACUUUAGGGAAAUCUAAUGGACAGAUUGUGCCAAUGUUUCACUGUUCAUAAAAGUGCUGUAGGCGUUUUUUGUAUAUUCAAAACAGAAUGUAACUUCUAAUUUGUCAAAUAAUUUCAAUGAAACUGCAUACAUCAGGUACUAAUUUUUACACACAUUAAAGAUCUCAAGAAACAUU
Conger conger (European conger) is the source of this 1829-nucleotide messenger RNA. RefSeq names its product GINS complex subunit 2 (gene gins2). Gene Ontology annotation, biological process: DNA replication; double-strand break repair via break-induced replication. Gene Ontology annotation, cellular component: nucleus; GINS complex. The record is from RefSeq and is a predicted model, not a curated record. The transcript has 5 exons. Lineage: Eukaryota; Metazoa; Chordata; Actinopteri; Anguilliformes; Congridae. The coding region runs from base 78 to 638 and encodes 186 amino acids.